This is a messenger RNA of Lethenteron reissneri (Far Eastern brook lamprey), 720 nucleotides long. RefSeq names its product ribosomal protein L12 (gene RPL12). Lineage: Eukaryota; Metazoa; Chordata; Hyperoartia; Petromyzontiformes; Petromyzontidae. Gene Ontology annotation, cellular component: cytosolic large ribosomal subunit; ribosome. Gene Ontology annotation, biological process: translation. Gene Ontology annotation, molecular function: large ribosomal subunit rRNA binding; structural constituent of ribosome. The record is from RefSeq and is a predicted model, not a curated record.
GUCUCUCCCUUUCCGACGAGAAGCGAGGCAGCAGCAGCAGUCGAGAGAGACAGCAGGGAGGGCGCAUCCGUCUCGGUCGACCUGAAUCCAGGCUCAUCCGACGCCAUCCCUAGUCCUCUAGCCGCGCAGCUUCGCUCAAACACCUUCCGCCAUGGCCCCCAAGUUCGACCCGAACGAAAUUAAGAUCGUGUGCUUGCGAUGCACAGGCGGGGAAGUCGGUGCCACAUCAGCGCUGGCUCCCAAGAUCGGACCCCUGGGUCUGUCGCCCAAGAAGGUGGGCGAUGACAUCGCCAAGGCGACGGGGGACUGGAAGGGCCUGCGCAUCACCGUGCGCCUCACCAUCCAGAACCGUCAGGCCGCCAUUGAGGUGGUGCCCUCGGCGUCGGCCCUGAUCAUCAAGGCCCUGAAGGAGCCUCCUCGCGAUCGCAAGAAGCAGAAGAACAUCAAGCACACGGGAAACCUGGGUCUGGAUGAGAUCAUCAACAUCGCCCGCCAGAUGAGACCCAGAUCCCUGGCUCGUGAACUCAAGGGCACGGUGAAGGAGAUCCUGGGCACGGCCCAGUCGGUGGGCUGCACCGUGGACGGGAAACACCCUCACGACGUCAUCGACGAGAUCAACAACGGGGAGACCGAGAUCCCCUCGGAUUAAAAGAACACCAGCUCCGAAGUGAUUGUGGGAAACGAAGCAUCGAAUUUAAAUAAAAACUAAAAAAAAUCCAA